GAGUGUAUUAACUAUUACAUAUUCAUAUAAUGCAACACGUGCCUUAUUCUGUUUGAUAAUGACAUCUCUUACAACUGUUAUUAAUGUCGUCACCUUCCGCACUAAUUGGGUUUGUGAGCCCUAAUGCUGGCAAUUAUCUUCAUGGACAGACGGGUUUCAACGGUAUGAUUGGAGUUGGCCCUGGCGCUUCUCGUGCUGGGGUCUGCGUUCGCCGCCUCAGCCUCCGCCGCCAGCUUCUUCGGCGCCAGCGCCUUCAACGGCAGCGCGCAGGUGCGCGCACGUCGCAGCAUCUCCGAGUUCCCCAGCCGCAUGCACGCGCGCCCGCCGCUGGACGGCGACGAGGUGCUGCUGGAGCCCGUCAACAUCGACACCUCCUCGAGAUUAAUGUACGGGGGUGUCGAUAGAGGAAACAAUUCUUCUAGAAGGGGGUCGAUGAAAGAAAGGGGGGAAAAAAGGUUGGGAGUGCCUGGUGUAGCAGACCCCCGUGCGAGCGCUGGCUUCUCGGCGCAGUUCCUGGAGUACGAGCCGCUGUGCAAGGAGCGGCGCGUGCGCGUCGAGCUGCGCAACCUGGAGCGCGGCGUGGACUACUACCCGGCGCAGUACGACGAGGUGUACUGCGAAAGCGACGGCGACGACGGGGUCGUCACAUCCGAUAAGUGCGCGCACCCUGGCUUCAAGUGCGUGCAACAGUACACGACGCUGUUCGUGAUUCGACGCGACAUCAAGAAAGACUGCUACCUGCAGAAGGCGACGCUGAAGGUGCCGUCGGGCUGCGAGUGCAUGUGGCCAGCGCGGCAGUUGGGAGGCGCCAGCGACCACUACUGACGCCCCCGCCCCCUCGUCCCCCCCGCCCCCUCGACGCUCUGCGCAUCUGCGCACGCGCGCUGCGCUCCGCUGCUAAUAAACACG
This is a messenger RNA of Gryllus bimaculatus (two-spotted cricket), 909 nucleotides long. The record is from the annotation of a GenBank genome assembly. NCBI's taxonomy places the organism in Eukaryota, Metazoa, Arthropoda, Insecta, Orthoptera, Gryllidae.